Habropoda laboriosa is the source of this 552-nucleotide messenger RNA. Its product is annotated as myb-like protein Q. NCBI's taxonomy places the organism in Eukaryota, Metazoa, Arthropoda, Insecta, Hymenoptera, Apidae. The coding region runs from base 1 to 552 and encodes 183 amino acids. The transcript has 2 exons. The record is from RefSeq and is a predicted model, not a curated record.
AUGUAUUAUUACGCCAGCAAGCUGACUGCGGCGGCUCUAAGCGGCGUUGACUCCUUCGGCGGGGGCGAAGGGGCCGCAGGGGGUGGCAGAGGGGCGGCGCACGGUGGACGGGUGUGUCGAUGCCACGAGGUGCACAGGGAACAGCAAGAGCAGCAGCAGCAACAACAGCAACAGCAGCAGCACCAGUCACCGAAGAGAAGUCAACAGCAGCCGCCCCAGACCGCCCGUCAUCAUUCCCGAGCACCGCGAGUGAACACCCCCACCCUCGGGCCCACCACCUCCCAGCAUGUCGUCGUCGAGCACCCAAGGCCCAACCACUAUCACCGGCAUCGGACAAAGCACAAGCGCGCGGAAGUGCAGGCUAGUGGUGCUUGCGAGCACGGACAAUCGUUGAAUGGAUUAUUGAAUAAGAAGUGGUUGCUGGAGGAGAGUCGAUUCAGGAGCCGAUACGACUUCCCUAGAAAAGGAUUACAGAAGCACAGGAGGCCGUCCUUUGAUCUUCGAGUACCUACAUCGUCCAAAGGAACCACCGCGUUUCAACCUACAUUUUGA